AUGGUUUCAAAACGUAAGGCAGAGCAACACAAUGUCGACUCUUUGACAUCUGAAGAUGCACAUGAAAAUAAAAAAAUGAAAUUAGAUGAUAAACCGACAGAAGAUACAGAUACGGCAAACAAAAAUGGAGAUUAUAAUGAAGAAGAUGAGAACAAAACUCAAGGCGAAAAUUCCGGCGAGGUAGAUGAAAAUGCAGACGAUAAUGACAUGGAGGAAACAGAGAAUGAUAAAGUACCCGAAACAGAGAUCAUAGAUGAUAGCGAUCGUGGAAUUGUUAAGUUCGAGUUUGAUAAUGUUGAAUACAAGUUCAAGGAAAGAGCCAGUGUUAUUGAAGAAAAUGAGGGUAAAAUAGAGUUCAGAGUUGUUAAUAAUGAUAAUACGAAAGAAAACUUAAUGGUUCUGACGGGUUUAAAGAAUAUUUUCCAGAAACAACUACCGAAAAUGCCUAAAGAAUAUAUAGCCAGAUUAGUCUACGAUCGAAGUCAUCUUUCUAUGGCAGUUAUCCGAAAGCCAUUGACAGUUGUUGGUGGAAUUACAUAUAAACCAUUUGACAGGAGAGAAUUUGCAGAAAUUGUGUUUUGUGCAAUCAGUUCUACUGAACAAGUUCGUGGUUAUGGUGCUCAUCUAAUGAACCAUUUAAAAGAUUAUGUGAAGAACACGUCUAAUAUCAAAUAUUUUCUAACCUACGCUGAUAAUUAUGCAAUCGGUUAUUUUAAGAAACAAGGUUUUACAAAGGAAAUUACGUUAGAUAAAAAAAUAUGGAUGGGUUAUAUUAAGGAUUAUGAGGGAGGGACACUAAUGCAAUGUUCAAUGUUGCCCAGAAUACGAUAUUUAGAUGCAGCCAAGAUUCUACUAUUGCAAGAAGCAGCCUUAAGAAGAAAAGUUAGAACAAUAUCAAAAUCACAUAUAGUAAGACCAGGUCUAGAUCAGUUUCGAGAUUUAGAUAAUAUAAAGCCAAUUGACCCUAUGACGAUACCUGGAUUGAAAGAAGCUGGCUGGACGCCAGAAAUGGAUGAAUUAGCCCAAAGACCGAAGAGAGGUGCCCAUUAUGCAGUAAUGCAGAAUAUUUUAACUGAGCUACAAAAUCAUGCUGCAGCUUGGCCCUUUUUACAGCCUGUCAACAGAGAAGAGGUUCCUGACUACUACGAUUUCAUCAAGGAACCAAUGGAUUUGAGUACAAUGGAAAUCAAAUUAGAGAAUAAUAAAUAUCAAAAAAUGGAGGAAUUUAUACGCGACGUUAAGCUAAUUUGUAGCAAUUGUAGGCUAUACAAUGGUGAAAACACAUCCUAUUUCAAGUAUGCCAAUAGACUAGAAAAAUUCUUCGUAGGCAAAAUGAAGGAAAUUCCAGAAUAUUCACAUUUGGUUGAUUAA
Molecule: messenger RNA, 1371 nt
Organism: Kazachstania africana CBS 2517
Lineage: Eukaryota; Fungi; Ascomycota; Saccharomycetes; Saccharomycetales; Saccharomycetaceae
Gene: GCN5
Product: histone acetyltransferase GCN5
Exons: 1
Coding region: 1-1371 (456 amino acids)
Biological process (GO): positive regulation of transcription by RNA polymerase II; chromatin remodeling
Cellular component (GO): histone acetyltransferase complex
Molecular function (GO): protein binding; histone H3 acetyltransferase activity
Source: RefSeq, a predicted model, not a curated record